AUGUCUUCAGCACUUUACACGCCAGGAGCGGCGGUUGAGCAAGCGCACGACGACGAUAUCUGGCAUUGUAGCUGGAUUCCAGGGAAGCACCAUUUGGUGACAGCAGGGUCAGACGAAGUGGUGAAGAUCUGGGAUGCACAAACCGGCGACUGCAUUGGCACAUUGAAGGACAACGACUAUGCGAUUACCUCUCUUGACAUCAACGCCCAAGGAACCCGCAUUCUGACAUCCUCGAUGGACAACAAAAUGCGCAUCUGGAACAUCGACGACGCACUCUCACGUCCUGGCGGCGAUGGUGGUGCGAAGAAAUGCAAGCCGGCUUUGGUCAUUGAUUCGGGACCCAUCAAUGCGUGGAAGUCGCGCAGCGCUGGGCUUAAGGAGAUUCUCGCGUCGAGUACGGACUCGGGCACGAUCAAGCUCUGGUCAGUGUCAGACGGCCGGGAGAUACGCGAGCUUAACACGUCGCGGCGCAGUUUCAUGUAUGCGUUGGCGGUGAGCCCCGACGGCACCAAGGCUGCAUGCGCAGGUGUUGGCAGCCACAUCUACGUGUUCGACAUUGAGUCCGGCGCACUCUCCUGCACGUUCUCGGGGCACUCGGACAAUGUGCGGUCGGUGAGUUUCUCUGCGGACUCUACUCUUUUGGUGACGGCUUCGGACGAUAAGCAGGUGCAGCUGUACGAUGUAAGGCAUGGCGUGGCCGUCACAGCGUUCUCCGGCCAUCACGGGUGGGUGUUGGAUGCGGAAAUCCACCCUGGUGGCAUGUACAUCGCAUCGGCGUCGUUGGAUACAAAGGUCAAGAUUUGGGACGUGGGCCAGCGCAAGUGCAUGGAAACUCAUGGCCAGCACUCGUCGGCUGCGUGGAGCGUUGCGUGGCAGCGGUCGUCCGAUGAUGUCGUGACCAUGAAGCCAAUGCUGGCUUCGGUGGGCGAGGACCGCAGCAUUCACUUCUACGACCCACUGCUGGCCUGAAUAGAAAGAUGGCUUUUUCUUUUGCUGUCGGCUUAGCUUUUUUUGGUGUCAAAGCAUUUAU
Kickxella alabastrina is the source of this 1030-nucleotide messenger RNA. Its product is annotated as WD40-repeat-containing domain protein. Gene Ontology annotation, cellular component: Cdc73/Paf1 complex. The record is from RefSeq and is a predicted model, not a curated record. The transcript is spliced from 2 exons. The coding region runs from base 1 to 969 and encodes 322 amino acids. NCBI's taxonomy places the organism in Eukaryota, Fungi, Kickxellomycota, Kickxellomycetes, Kickxellales, Kickxellaceae. Gene Ontology annotation, molecular function: protein binding.